AUGCCCAGUAUGCAUCAGUUUAAUAUUAAGGAAAACACUCCAGCUGGCGCUUUGCUUGGUCAACUUGUAGUUCAGCACCAAAAAUCAUUUACAAGUCUUGCAGAAAAGCCGCUUUCUGAAUUCAUUUUCAUUCAUCCCACAAACGGGAGCAUUCUUGCCAUUCAAACGAUUGAUAGGGAGGCUAUCUGCCAAAACGAUGGAACGGCAAACACAACCCUUGAUUCGCAUCAUUUCGAAAGUCCAAGCUGUAACGUUGCUCUUUUGGUUCAUAUAACCACAGCUGAAGAGAGCUUUCUAGAAACAAUUCACCUAGUAAUUAUCGACAUGAAUGACAAUCCUCCGGUUUUCGAACCAUCUUCUUUCACUAUAUCAAUAUCGGAAUCCUCCCCAAUUGGAAGUUUAUUUUAUCUGCCCCCUGCACAGGAUGCGGACCUUGGGAAAAAUGGAAUUAGUAGCUACCACCUCAGCCGUAUACCCUCUGACUCUAGCCCACAAGCAUGCCCCUCAUAUACACCCAAUGAGGAUGGAUUUUUCGCUUUAUCCGUAACAGACGAACAAUUACCCCAAUUGAUGCAAAUUAGUGGACUUGACUAUGAGAAAUUUCAAAAUCUCUUCUACUGUCUUCAUGCCUAUGAUGGAGAGGGACUAACAAGUGGACUGCUGGUGAUCAUUGAGGUUCAGGAUGUAAAUGACAAUAGUCCCCAAUGGGUUGGUCUACCAUACCACGUCCACAUGCCCGAAUGUGCCCAGCAACAUCAGCAAUCGUUGUGGAAAACAAGUGCUGAAUUACGUUCUUUUCUACGCCUGAGUGGCUUUGCAUAUGACACACCGUUUCGAUUUCUUAUUCAGUUGGCCGCUGUUGAUGCAGAUAGCAAAGAAAAUGGAAUAAUAACGUUCAAAAUCGCACAAAGGAAGGCUGAUGUACAAGCAAGUUACAAAGUAGUAGUGCAUGGAGACAAGGUAUACGUUAUAGGGCAGUUAGAUUAUGAGACCACACCCAAAUUUUCCAUACCUGUUGAGGCGAAAGAUGGAGGUGGUUUAACUAACGUAACAAAUAUUGAUGUUACUCUUGAGGAUUGUAACGAUAACACACCUAAAAUAACUGUUACAUCUCUAAGUCCAUUUCCUAAGGGGAACCUUUCUGAUUGGAGCUCUUAUAAACCCACUGAUAUCUGGAUCACCGAAGAAGAUGAGAGAGAAUUCAAACUCGCCACUAUAACAGUUUCCGAUGAUGAUACAGGAGAAAAUGCAGCCGUGAGUUGUGACAUAGAAUGGAAUAAUCUGGUUUGUACCAAUCCUUUUAGUCUUAUCGCCUUGAAAACAUCCAAUGCGGCUAUCAAAGUGCCCACAGUAUUUGUGCUCCUCAAAAGGGUUGGUAUCAAGUUAGAUCGUGAACUAAUUUCAAGAGUACAAGUGACCGUAAUAUGUGCCGAUCGUGGCCAUCCGCAGGCCAACAUAGCUCGUAAAACGGUUGAGAUUGGAGUGUUGGACAUUAAUGACAAUGCACCAAAAUUUCAACAUAGAGGAGGGAUUGGUGUGCAAGAAAAUGAACCUGAUGGCGCUGUUGCGGGCUAUAUUUACGCAAAUGAUAUAGAUUUUGGAAGGAACGCUGUCUUGAAGUAUUUCAUUAAGAAUUGCAAGCACCACAACUCGACCUUAUCGUUCACCAUCGACGAGCGCACAGGAAAAAUCUCGACGCUACGUUCGCUUGACAGGGAGGAGAAGGCUGUUCAUUGUGUGACAGUUGAAGCCGUGGACGAAGGUGACCCACGGCUUAGUUCUUCAGUUAAUAUAAAUAUUACCGUAUUGGAUGUCAAUGAUUCCCCACCAAUGUUUCAAGGAAACAAGAAUGAAUCAGGAAGAAUUAUAUUUGAAAUUCCUGAGUCCUUCGAUCAGGAGCGUCUAAUCGAGCGUUUUCUUGGUCUAGUGAAUGCCACAGAUGAGGACAGUGGAGCAAAUGGCACCCUUGAGUUUUCAAUUAAACAUACACCGGGUUCAUUUUGGCGUAGUAAUUCACCUGCGUACUUUCGCAUAACCCGCAAGGGUCACCUUUAUGUAGAUGGUGUGUUGGAUCGGGAGAAACAACAUGAAUAUGAAUUUACUGUGGUCGUAUCGGAUACAGGACCUUUUCAUCAGCGUCUGACAUCCGAAAUUGGCGUCACUGUUCGUUUGCUCGACCAAAAUGAUAAUGGCCCCAUAUUUACUGAACCUGCCACCCUUUCCCAAGGUCCACAUGCUGGACCUGCCACGUUAAACACCACUCAUGAUGUGACUGUCAACUCUUCCAUACUGAGAGUGUGUGCCAAAGAUAAUGAUUUGAAGGAAAAUGGCAAACUGAACUUCACCCUACGAUGCGCGAAAUACCUGAGGCCAUACUUCCGUAUUGGAACUGUAGAAGAGGUUGAAGACACUGAAAAAUGCAUGAGUUUAAUUGUGGCAAAGCCUUUAACUGAGAUGUUCCAAGGAAUUGAUUUGAAGCAUACCAGAAUGCGGACGGAACACCAGAUCUAUGUGACGGUCAUGGAUAUGGGGUUUCAACAAUUUAGCAAGACGGCGAGAAUAAGGCUAUUUAUUAAUGACAAUUCUUCAUUAAAUUCUCCUCCAAUAAUCAGUAGACAUUCGAAUCAAAAUAAAGGUAGGGAUGUAGUAGCGAAACAUGUCUUAAAUCACCAUGCAGAAAGUGCGAAAAAAAGUCAACUUGCCAUGGACCAGAUUAUGUCACUAAAUAAAACGGUGCAUUCCAAAGUGGCAUCAGACUCAACAGCUUUUUUGGGGCAUGCAAAAGCAAAAUACCUGUUCAUCGUAGCCAUCGUGAUUUUUGCCCUAUUCAUUCUUGUUUUUGGACUACUGGCGUUUCUCUUCGUCCGAGACUUUACGUUUAAACGGCAAACGGUACGGCACACAACUUCCGAGGACAGAGGAACUAAUUCGCACCGCUAUUCAGCAUGUCAAGCCGUUCCAAUCGUCUAUGCAGCAGACUAUCCUCAGGGUAAGUGUUUCGUACAACUAAUUGCACUUUCUUAG
Hydatigera taeniaeformis is the source of this 3024-nucleotide messenger RNA. Lineage: Eukaryota; Metazoa; Platyhelminthes; Cestoda; Cyclophyllidea; Taeniidae. The record is from the annotation of a GenBank genome assembly.